Molecule: messenger RNA, 1278 nt
Organism: Botrytis fragariae
Lineage: Eukaryota; Fungi; Ascomycota; Leotiomycetes; Helotiales; Sclerotiniaceae
Product: putative fad binding domain protein
Exons: 3
Coding region: 1-1278 (425 amino acids)
Source: RefSeq, a predicted model, not a curated record
AUGGCCGAAGACCGACUAAAUGUGGUUAUUAUCGGAGGCUCACUAGCUGGUUUAAUGCAUGGCGCGAUGCUCAAGCAACUUUCUCAUAAUGUCCACAUUCUUGAACAGUACCCAACCUCCAUUCGAGAAAGUCAGGCAGCUGGGAUGAGUACAGGCAUCCAUGGCCAGGAACUUUUGAAGAAAUACGACAAGAUCAAAGAUCGCCCACACUUUGUUACCGCGUCUAAACUAGAGGUCGUCGACGCUAGGCUCAAUGUGAUAGAAAGCCGUUCUGUCCCGUUCAAACUCACUAAUUGGAAAACAUUUUAUUACCGUUUGAGGGCAAAUUUCGAUGAGUUCAAGAGCGAUUACGUUCCAAACCCUCCUCCUAGCCUUUUAGAAGAGGGACAGGUGGUUGUUUAUGACGUGGGGAAACGAGUCACCAACGUCUCUUACAAUAAGGAGGCUGGGCUCAGCGUCACCUACGAGGAUGUUCAAACUGGGACUAACGAGAUUCUUCAUCCCGAUCUUGUUAUUGCUGCAGAUGGCGCGGGCUCAGCCACCAGAAAGAUUCUAUUUCCGGAUCUGAAGACCCCAUACGCCGGAUUUCUUACCUGGCGAGGAAUAGUGCCAGAAAAUGCUGUUUCUAAGGAAACCCUGAACUUUCUCUUUGACAGAUGCAUCCGUUACUAUGCUGAUCGGUAUUACAUUGUAGUAUAUUUGAUCCCAGGAGAUGAUGGCAGUAUCGAACCGGGAGAAAGACACGUGAAUCUUGUCUGGUACGAUACUUGUCACAAAGACUCUCCUGAGUAUCUUUCUAUAAUGACUGAUAUUGAUGGAAAACAACAUCAGAGAACUGUGCCAUUUGGUAAAGUCCGUCCAAGUAUCUGGGCACAAAAGCAAGCCUACGGCAGUGCAAACUUCCCUUCCCCCAUCAAAGAGUUAGUAAACAAGAUCGAAACGCCGUUUGUCACAGGUAUUUAUGAUUGCAUCUCGCCGAAAGCAUCAUGUUUCGAGGGUAAGCUAUUCUUGGUUGGAGAUGCGUAUGCGCUUUUUCGACCACACGCAGCGCAGAGCACGAAUCAAUGUGCAUUGCACUGCUUACUUCUUUCGAAAUACAUUUCCGGUGAAAUCACGUUGGAGGAUUACGAGAACAAAGUAGCUUCCUUUGCGAAUACCACUCUGCACUGGAGCAGGGCGAUUGGUUCUGAAUACAUGGAUAAUAUGGUUGGCCACCUGUACCAUGAGUUUCGAUUUCAACUGGCAAAGAGAGCUCAAAAUUGGGGGUUUCGGUUGUGA